Messenger RNA from Penicillium diatomitis, 564 nucleotides. RefSeq lists its product as uncharacterized. The record is from RefSeq and is a predicted model, not a curated record. The transcript is spliced from 5 exons. NCBI's taxonomy places the organism in Eukaryota, Fungi, Ascomycota, Eurotiomycetes, Eurotiales, Aspergillaceae. The coding region runs from base 1 to 564 and encodes 187 amino acids.
AUGGUCUGCAAGGAUGGUCGUGGUUCCAAGGACAAGGGAGGCGAGCAGAGUGAAGCAGAAGAUGUCGAAUCGAAUGAAAUGUGGGGGAAACACUGCAUUGAGAAAAAGAAAAAUUACUCCGAUUCCAACAAUGAGGCGGCCACCGCCCCCAAGGCCGGAGCAUUCGAUUUGGCGUUGACCACCACAAUGGCUGUUGGUAGAGACCCUGACGGUGAUUCGGAUAUGAAUUCCUCUAUCGGAUCUACCCCAUCUGAAUCUGACGCUCUCGAUUCCGGCGCUCGCACUCCCACUCACAAUCGCUCCAACAUGGAUGCUCCAUCAGAGCUCUCCCCGCCUGGCUCGCAGCCGCAGCAAAUGAUCGACGCCUCCACCGCAGACGAUAAAGGCAUGUCCAGCCUUGUAGAAUCACAAGCUGGUGAUAUACCCGAGUUGCCAGGGACCGCCUGGAAUAAUAAGCGUGCCCAAGAUGAAUAUCAUCGAGCAAUGGAACACGUCGUUGAUCAAGAUUUUAGCUUGGAUGAGUUCGGCGAUCCUUUUGACGAGCGCGACUUGCAGGGCAACUGA